AUGGGGUUAUUUGACGGACAAAUUGCUUUUGUCACUGGUGGUGCCUCAGGCAUCGGCUUUGCCACGGCCAAAAUCUUGAUUGAAGGAGGAGCCAAAGUUGCCAUUGGGGACAUCAAUGCAUCUUUAAUAGCCUCCUCAGCGAAAGAGCUUGGGAACGGCACGAUCGGUGUCAAGGUGGAUGUCUCAGACCCUGCUUCCGUCGAGGCCGCAAUCAAAUCCGUGGAGGAUGCCUUUGGCGGCCUGGACUUGGCUGUGAAUGCAGCCGGGGUUGUGGGUGGCAUCGGUUCCAUCAUCGACAUCGAACCCGCAGCGACCUCGAAAGUACUGGCGGUGAAUCUCGGCGGGGUCAUAUUCUGCAUGAAAUACGAAAUGAUGGCGAUGAAAAAAAGAACCGCCCAAGGCCGCAAAUGUGCGAUUGUGAACAUUGCCAGUACUGCUGGAGUACGCCCUCACGCGUUCCUGGCACACUAUUCGGCAGCCAAGGCAGGAGUUAUCGAGGCCACCAAGGUCGCCGCUGUUGAAGUUGGGCCAGAUCAUAUCCGGGUGAACUGCAUUUCGCCUGGACACACCGCAACACCCAUCUUGCCGAAAAAUAUGGACCGCGACUUUAUUGCAAGCAUACUACCCACGAGGCGGUUCGGAACAGCAAGAGACAUUGCGGAGGCAUCUGCCUUCCUUCUUUCGGAUGCGGCUGAUCAGAUCACGGGCAUAAAUCUCCCUGUCGAUGGUGGUCUGCUGGCGGAUAAUCCGAUGCCUCUCAAACCAGAGUAA
Molecule: messenger RNA, 771 nt
Organism: Fonsecaea multimorphosa CBS 102226
Lineage: Eukaryota; Fungi; Ascomycota; Eurotiomycetes; Chaetothyriales; Herpotrichiellaceae
Exons: 1
Coding region: 1-771 (256 amino acids)
Source: RefSeq, a predicted model, not a curated record